Messenger RNA from Chanos chanos (milkfish), 1338 nucleotides. RefSeq names its product B-cell receptor CD22-like. Gene Ontology annotation, biological process: cell-cell adhesion. NCBI's taxonomy places the organism in Eukaryota, Metazoa, Chordata, Actinopteri, Gonorynchiformes, Chanidae. Bases 1 to 1338 code for a protein of 445 amino acids. The record is from RefSeq and is a predicted model, not a curated record. The transcript is spliced from 6 exons. Gene Ontology annotation, cellular component: membrane.
AUGUCUCUUCCUCCUUCUCUGGUCUUUCUGUUUAUGGUUCAGGGUAUUUAUAGUCAGAGUUGGGGUGUGUGGUACAGGCCUGAUAGUAUCUGUGCUGUGAAGGGUUCAUCAGUAACCAUGCCCUGCUCCUACACAUAUCCCAGCGGUUAUAGAGUUGAAACAGUUUACUGGACAAAAAAUGAAAAUGGUAACCGCCCUGCAUUGUCUGAAGAGCCAGCUUAUAGAGGCAGGUUUCAAUACCUUGGAGAUAAACAGUCAGAUUGUAGCAUGAAACUGAGUGAUGUGAGAGAGAGAGAUGCAGUUAUGUAUCUAUUCAGAUUUGAAACAGAUAAAACAGGGGGUAAAUGGACUGGUUCACCUGGAGUCCAACUCUCAGUUACAGACCUACAGAUGGAGACUCCAGAGAGAGUGAAGGAGGGUGAUACAGUCACUCUGAAAUGCAGAACCACCUGUUCUCUGAGUAACAGUCCAACCUUCAUCUGGUAUAAAAAUGGACAAGUUUUAACAAGGAAAAACAUGAAGAACAAUGAACUCUCUCUCCAGUCAGUCAGUCCCUCUGGUGAAAUAGUGGAGGGCAGUUCAGUGACUCUGAUCUGCAGCAGUGAUGCUAAUCCACCAGCCACCUACACCUGGUUUCAGAAGAAUGGAACUGUCUCUAUAGGAAAAGAAGAGACCUACAGGAUCAACAAGAUCAGCUCUGAGGACAGUGGAGAAUAUCACUGCAAGUCUAAUAAUAAACAAGGACAUCAGUAUUCAAAUACUGUAUCUCUAAAUGUUUUAUAUCCUCCAAAGAAGACCACAGUGUCAGUCAGUCCCUCUGGUGAAAUAGUGGAGGGCGGUUCAGUGACUCUGACCUGCAGCAGUGAUGCUAAUCCACCAGCCACCUACACCUGGUUUAUGAAGAAUGGAACUGUCACUAUAGGAAAAGAAGAGACCUACAGGAUCAACAAGAUCAGCUCUGAGGACAGUGGAGAAUAUCACUGCAAGUCCACUAAUCAACAUGGACAUCAGUAUGCAAAUGCUGUAUCUCUGAAUGUUUUAUAUCCUCCAAGAAAUACCACAGUGUCAGUCAAUGCAUCUGGUCAAAUAGUGGCAGGCAGUUCAGUGACUCUGACCUGUAGCAGUGAUGCUAAUCCACCACAGAUAAACUACACCUGGUAUAAAGAGAAUGUAACUUCACCUGUAGGAUAUGGACAGAGUUACAUCAUCAACAACAUUCAGUCCAAUAACAGCGGACUAUACUACUGUGAGGCCCAGAAUAAACAUGGCUCUCAGAGAACCACUGCUGUACCAAUCAAAGAGAAAGGUAUGGACACUGUCAUAGAUGUUGUCAUAUAA